Messenger RNA from Durusdinium trenchii, 1290 nucleotides. Lineage: Eukaryota; Dinophyceae; Suessiales; Symbiodiniaceae. The record is from the annotation of a GenBank genome assembly.
AUGGAGUCCUUUAUUGGACACCCCAGUGUGGGCCUCCUGAGCCCAAGCGACCGCUGCACGGGCACCGGAGGCCACAAACAAUCCAAUGCCCAAGACGCGGUGCAGAACCUACGUUUGGCGCUUUCAGAACACUUUCUGGGUGCAUCCUUCUGGCUGGAUAUCGAGCAGGACCCGACGGUGAGGGGCAUGUGCUAUGGGGUCUCCCAUUCGCGCAAUGUCCUGAUCUUCCUCACAGAAGGGAUCACUGACAGCAAGUUCUGCCGAAUGGAGAUGCGGUGGGCAUUGGAGGCCAACCGAAACUUGAUUUUAGUCAAAGAGACAGAUGACCGUCAUGGAAAGCCCAACAUGGAGACGCUGAUUGAGAGGUGCCCGGACGACUUGAAGCAUAUUUUUUCUGAGAAUGUCAUCAUCCCCUGGUUCCGGGACCCUGAGUUCCGUGCGGUGAGCGUGGAAAAGAUCCUGCAGCGCAUCGCCGUGGACCCGCGCCGCACCGAGUCCACCGGGCGGCGGUCAGCCAAACCUUUGGUGUAUGGGAAAGGCGGGGAAGGAGAGGACGCGGAGGUCUUUGAUCGGAGCUUUGUGAUCUACAGCGUCAUGUUUGGUGUGGUCUUGCCUGGAGCAGGAUCCAACACUCGUCGAUGGGCUGCAGCGGUGCGAAUCAUCAUUUUCACUUGUGGUGUCCUUUGCACUACCCGGCUCUUCACACCUGAAGGCCCGGGGUUCUUGGAUUAUGCCACGAUCAUCCAAGCCGUGACAGCGCAUUUCAUGGUUUUCUUCCAGCUGCAUGUUAUGUUGGAUCUUCUUCGCUCGGUGGAAGUUCAAGAUCUGCUCGAGAACCACAUCGACUGUCCCAAGGAGGGGAAGAAACUCAAGUUCAAAACCAAAGUCCUCACAGCUAUCGUCUUGCUCUUGACGGCCGUGUUGUCUUGCUGGGGCUGGGUCGGUUACCUUCCUGGCUUUUGGCACCCGUACUACAUGGCCAGCGGCAACAUCUUCAUUGCCUACGGUAUUGCUCAUGGCUUGGCCUUCUUGCUGAUUCUACCAAUUUUCUUUGGUAGCUACUUCGCCAUUCUCACCAUCAUGUUCACGCUUCAGGAGUUGUGUAACAUGGCUUUCCUGACAGCCUACAACGAGCUGAAUCUCGUGUUGGAGGAAGAGGGCCUGGAGGCGGUGGCGCUGAAGGGUGAGGGCAUCAACGUCAGCGAAAUGGACCUCUACUGUUUCCAGGUGAAAUAUGCGAAGAGCUGGGACCUGUACAAGAAGAUCCUUGGCCAAGCGUUACCAUGCUAG